AAGGAGGAAGAGGAGGAGGAGGAGGGGGAGGAAGAGGAGAAAGGCGCAGGGGUGGGAGCUGUUGCCGAAGCUGCCACAGCAAAAGUUCUCCCCCCUCCCCCCUUCCCCUCCUCUUAAGGCCCCUAGAAAGGUUGAAGCUGCCGCCGUCUGCAAUCGGUGACCGCGCGACUCGGCACCCGCCCGCGGAUAGAGGGAGGAAUCAACAGCUUGGAAAUUCGGCCAAGUGAUCUGGCGGGAUGGGCAUUUGCCUGACCUAUUUUGUAGAGGAAUUGGAUGGCAUAAGUGAUUGAAGUGGUAUUGAGGGUCUCUGAAGCCUAUGAAAGGUAGAAACUCAACCAUGAUUUCUUUUUCAACUCUACAGCAUUCCCUUCCUUGAAGUCUUCAUUUUUACGUUAGUCUCAGGCAGUUAUACUUAAGCAUGAACAUUGACGACAAACUGGAAGGAUUAUUUCUUAAAUGUGGCGACAUAGACGAAAUGCAGUCUUCCAGGGCAAUGGUUGUAAUGGGUGGAGUGUCUGGCCAGUCUACUGUGUCUGGAGAGCUGCAGGAGUCAGUUCUUCAAGAUCGGAGUAUGCCUCACCAGGAGAUCCUUGCUGCAGAUGAAGUGUUACAAGAAAGUGAAAUGAGACAACAGGAUAUGAUAUCACAUGAUGAACUCAUGGUCCAUGAGGAGACAGUGAAAAAUGAUGAAGAGCAGAUGGAGACACAUGAAAGACUUCCUCAAGGACUACAGUAUGCACUUAAUGUCCCUAUAAGUGUAAAGCAGGAAAUUACUUUUACUGAUGUAUCUGAGCAACUGAUGAGAGACAAAAAACAAAUCAGAGAGCCAGUAGACUUACAGAAAAAGAAGAAACGGAAACAACGUUCUCCUGCAAAAAUCCUUACAAUAAAUGAGGAUGGAUCACUUGGUUUGAAAACCCCUAAAUCUCACGUUUGUGAGCACUGCAAUGCUGCCUUUAGAACGAACUAUCACUUACAGAGACAUGUCUUCAUUCAUACAGGUGAAAAACCAUUUCAAUGUAGUCAAUGUGACAUGCGUUUCAUACAGAAGUACCUGCUACAGAGACAUGAGAAGAUUCAUACUGGUGAAAAACCAUUUCGCUGUGAUGAAUGUGGUAUGAGAUUCAUUCAAAAAUACCAUAUGGAAAGGCAUAAGAGAACUCAUAGUGGAGAAAAACCCUACCAGUGUGAAUACUGUUUACAGUAUUUUUCCAGAACAGAUCGUGUACUGAAACAUAAACGUAUGUGCCAUGAAAAUCAUGACAAAAAACUAAACAGAUGUGCCAUCAAAGGUGGCCUUCUGACAUCCGAGGAAGAUUCUGGCUUUUCUACAUCACCAAAAGAUAACUCACUGCCAAAAAAGAAAAGGCAGAAAACUGAGAAAAAAUCAUCUGGGAUGGACAAAGAGAGUUCUUUGGACAAAUCUGACCUGAAGAAAGACAAAAAUGAUUACUUGCCUCUUUACUCUUCAAGUACUAAAGUAAAAGAUGAGUAUAUGGUAGCAGAGUAUGCUGUUGAAAUGCCGCAUUCUUCAGUUGGGGGAUCGCAUUUAGAAGAUGCAUCAGGAGAAAUACAUCCACCUAAGUUGGUUCUCAAAAAAAUUAAUAGUAAGAGAAGUCUGAAACAGCCAUUGGAGCAAAAUCAAACAAUUUCACCUUUAUCCACAUAUGAAGAGAGCAAAGUUUCAAAGUAUGCUUUUGAACUUGUGGACAAACAAGCUUUACUGGACUCAGAAGGCAAUGCUGACAUUGACCAGGUUGACAAUUUGCAAGAGGGGCCUAGUAAACCUGUGCACAGUAGCACUAAUUAUGAUGAUGCCAUGCAGUUUUUGAAGAAGAAGCGAUAUCUUCAGGCAGCAAGUAACAAUAGUAGGGAGUAUGCGCUGAAUGUGGGUACCAUAGCUUCUCAGCCUUCUGUAACACAGGCAGCUGUGGCAAGUGUCAUUGAUGAGAGUACCACAGCAUCCAUAUUAGAUUCACAGGCACUGAAUGUGGAGAUAAAGAGUAAUCAUGACAAAAAUGUUAUUCCAGAUGAGGUACUGCAGACUCUGCUGGAUCAUUAUUCUCAUAAAGCUAAUGGACAACAUGAGAUAUCAUUCAGUGUUGCGGACACUGAGGUGACUUCUAGCAUAUCAAUAAAUUCUUCCGAAGUACCUGAGGUUACCCAGUCGGAGAAUGUUGGAUCAAGCUCCCAAGCAUCCUCAUCAGAUAAAGCCAACAUGUUGCAGGAAUACUCAAAGUUUCUGCAGCAGGCUUUGGACAGAACUAGCCAAAAUGAUGCCUAUUUGAAUAGCCCAAGCCUUAACUUUGUGACCGAUAACCAGACCCUUCCAAAUCAGCCAGCAUUCUCUUCCAUAGACAAGCAAGUCUAUGCAGCCAUGCCCAUCAAUAGCUUUCGAUCAGGAAUGAAUUCUCCACUAAGAACAACUCCAGAUAAGUCCCACUUUGGACUAAUAGUUGGUGAUUCACAGCACUCAUUUCCCUUUUCAGGUGAUGAGACAAACCAUGCUUCUGCCACAUCAACACAGGACUUUUUGGAUCAAGUGACUUCUCAGAAGAAAGCUGAGGCUCAGCCUGUCCACCAAGCUUACCAAAUGAGCUCUUUUGAACAACCCUUCCGUGCUCCAUAUCAUGGAUCCAGAGCUGGAAUAGCUACUCAGUUUAGCACUGCCAAUGGACAGGUGAACCUUCGGGGACCAGGGACAAGUGCUGAAUUUCCAGAAUUUCCCUUGGUGAAUGUAAAUGAUAAUAGAGCUGGGAUGACAUCCUCACCUGAUGCCACAACUGGCCAGACUUUUGGCUAAAAAAAAUGUGUAAAUAAUACUGGCACUUUAGAACAGAUUAAUCAAGAGUGGGGUUACUCUGUGAAAAAUGGAGUGCUGUACAGAUUUAAGAGCAAUGCGUUAAAACAAGUUAAGCUGAUAUGAAUAGCAAGAUAAUCCAAUAACUGCAUUUUGUUUGGUUAGUCAGCAUUCUUU
Molecule: messenger RNA, 2977 nt
Organism: Eubalaena glacialis (North Atlantic right whale)
Lineage: Eukaryota; Metazoa; Chordata; Mammalia; Artiodactyla; Balaenidae
Gene: ZNF148
Product: zinc finger protein 148
Exons: 9
Coding region: 419-2803 (794 amino acids)
Biological process (GO): regulation of transcription by RNA polymerase II
Molecular function (GO): RNA polymerase II cis-regulatory region sequence-specific DNA binding; DNA-binding transcription factor activity, RNA polymerase II-specific
Source: RefSeq, a predicted model, not a curated record